Messenger RNA from Ilex paraguariensis (yerba mate), 382 nucleotides. The record is from the annotation of a GenBank genome assembly. NCBI's taxonomy places the organism in Eukaryota, Viridiplantae, Streptophyta, Magnoliopsida, Aquifoliales, Aquifoliaceae.
GUGUGGGCACAAAUUUUGUUAUUCCUGUGGUGCAGAGUACAGGGAUGGCGAACAAACUUGUCAAUGUACAUUCUGGGAUGAAGAAUAUUCCCAAGAUUUGGUCAGUCAACCUACCCAACAAUACGAACAAUGGGCUUGGGACUCCUUUGACUUGCUCCCCAUGAUGAUGGAUGCCUACUCAGACCAAGAGAGAUCACAACUGGCAUUGAUCCAGAGGUUUCUUGCUGGGGGUUUCGGUCUGAGUGACCACUAUCCUUGCCAAUCCCCGCCCCGAUGUACAGACUCUUAUGUGGAUGCAAUGAAGGAUCUCCAUCAACUUCCCUGGCUUGAAAGGUUUGUCUCUCUGAUAAAUGAUGAUUACUAUGAAGAUUAUAUCCAGUGA